Molecule: messenger RNA, 939 nt
Organism: Mercurialis annua (annual mercury)
Lineage: Eukaryota; Viridiplantae; Streptophyta; Magnoliopsida; Malpighiales; Euphorbiaceae
Product: V-type proton ATPase subunit c''1
Exons: 4
Coding region: 140-685 (181 amino acids)
Biological process (GO): proton transmembrane transport
Cellular component (GO): proton-transporting V-type ATPase, V0 domain
Molecular function (GO): proton-transporting ATPase activity, rotational mechanism
Source: RefSeq, a predicted model, not a curated record
UCUGCACCUUCCCUUUUCCCAAUCACAUAAUAGGGAAACCACGAGAUCGGAGAGAAACAAAAUCUUCUUCGUCAACCCGACCCAUCGGAUUACUUCCGCAUCGAAUAGGGUAACCCGGAACCUCUGCAAAGAAUCAACAAUGUCAGGCGCCUUAAUUGUUGGACAUUCAAGCUCUUGGGCACGCGCGUUGGUUCAUAUCUCUCCCUACACAUUCUCCGCCAUCGGAAUCGCCAUCUCUAUCGGCGUCUCAGUCCUCGGCGCCGCCUGGGGGAUUUAUAUAACUGGAAGUAGUUUGAUUGGUGCUGCGAUUAAAGCUCCUCGCAUUACUUCUAAAAAUCUCAUCAGCGUGAUCUUUUGUGAGGCUGUUGCAAUAUACGGUGUUAUUGUUGCAAUUAUUCUACAAACCAAAUUGGAGAGUGUUCCCAAUUCUCAACUAUAUGACCCAGAGUCUCUUAGAGCUGGAUAUGCAAUUUUUGCAUCUGGGAUCAUUGUGGGCUUUGCAAAUCUUGUCUGCGGGUUGUGUGUAGGAGUAAUUGGUAGCAGCUGUGCACUAUCUGAUGCUCAAAACUCCUCACUUUUUGUGAAAAUUCUUGUGAUAGAGAUCUUUGGUAGUGCGCUUGGCUUGUUUGGAGUGAUUGUGGGAAUUAUUAUGUCAGCUCAAGCAACAUGGCCUGCUAAAGUGUAAUUGUUGUUCUAACAGGAACAUGAAAAAUCAAUUACGACGGAGUGCAAUAUAUUUAUAUUUAUACCAAACUGUGUAUUUUAUUCUUUUUAUUUCUUGGUAGCCUUGUAAAAACUUAUGUCGAAAUGAGAAUGCUGCCUUUUUCUAGAUUGUAAUACUCUGAUUUGUGUAGCUGAGAAAUAAGAUCUCCGGGAAAGAACAGCGUCGGUUUGAUUUGAAGAAUUGGUAUUUAAUGUUCCUCUGUUUGCUUGGUUGCA